Molecule: messenger RNA, 2826 nt
Organism: Neoarthrinium moseri
Lineage: Eukaryota; Fungi; Ascomycota; Sordariomycetes; Amphisphaeriales; Apiosporaceae
Exons: 11
Coding region: 1-2826 (941 amino acids)
Molecular function (GO): ATP binding; ATP-dependent chromatin remodeler activity
Source: RefSeq, a predicted model, not a curated record
AUGGCACUCUCAUUGAAACGCCUGCUUAAUGACGAUGAGCCUGUGUUGGAUGAGCCACCUCGGCAGUUGUUCAAUGGCCCAGCUAGCCAACCGAGACCAAAUGCAAUGCUUGAUGAGUCGUUCAAUGAGCUAUUCAACCGUACACUUGAUAAUCGACUGUUUCAUGAUGAAAUGAACCUGGAGCUGGGUGACCUCAAUGAUGCAGAACACGACCCGUUUGAUACAGGAGAGCUGCUGCAAGAGUGGGCCGAUGGCCUCCCUGCUGAUCAGUUAUCGAGAACAGAUUCGGAAAUGGAGGGAAGUGCGAAUUCCUCCCAAGAGGGCAUUAUUGACGGAGAUAUGGGCCAUUGUUUACAACCUGGCGAUCAAUGUUAUGGAAUGAUCCACAACGUUGACGUGAAAGUCGUCGGGGAGAUGGCUGCACACGAUGCAAAAUUGCAGCCAAUGCAAAAUACCGCCCAGAACCAGCGGUUUCGAUUGAAAGACAAGACAGACCAUAUCCAAUUGAGCUUUGUCGAUGGGACAGAGUUCGGUUAUUUGCGUUCAAAUAUGACCAAAGGCUUAUCUGACCUGCUCGCAUUGCCAUCAUUAUACUUCGAAGCUGUAGUUGGAACAGAUAUUCUUCGGGACACCAUAGGCAGGGCCUCAAAGCCAAAUGAAGCUUUGGUCCGGGUCAAUAUCAAUGUAUAUGGUCCUCAAGAUAAAGCAGACCAUGUCGGAGAUCACCUAACUUCCCAGAAAUUGUGGCUCCAGAAGCCUGAUCACCCGCUUCGGCAUGUCGAUUAUAAUAAUCCACAGGGGUUGUCAUUUGAGGGUAUAGACCCAAGCAUGCUUGACGAGCCCACCGAGAUACUGAACAAAGGGCGGUCUAAACCUCGUACAGGGGAGGAACGCCUCCGCCAAACCGUUACCGAGGUAUACGGAUCAGCAAAGAGACAAGAGGGCCUAAAUCAGGUCACUAAAGAAGCCCUCGAUUUCAUGAUUCAAAGAGAGACUGGCAAGAUUCCUGAUCAGUUUCGCCUUUGGAAGAAGGUAGUGGUGGAGGGGCAUAUUAGCUAUCAGCACUCUAUCACGAAAAGUAAAUCCAGAAUUCAACCGGAAGAGAAAGGUGGUGGUAUACUGGCAGAUGAAAUGGGCAUGGGAAAAUCUUUGUCCAUCCUAUCCUUAAUAGUUGAAACCCUUGCAAAAGGCCAGGAAUGGGCAGAAGAGAGAAAGUCCAAGGGAGAAGACAGUCACCUCAAGGGCCACACACGAUCUACACUGAUAGUCGUGUCAUCGGCGCUGUUGAUCAACAAUUGGUGCAAGGAGAUUGAGGACCACCUGGAAGAUUCCCUGACAGUUGUCCGGUACCACGGGCCGAGUAGGCCAAGGAAGGCGGAUGAAAUUUCCGCCAUUCAAAACUCUGACAUUGUCAUAACUACGUACAAUACGCUAGCCAAAGAGUUUAGCGACAGGCCAGGGCCCGCAAGAUCAAGCCCGCUUCAUGAUAUUGAAUGGUACAGAGUAGUGCUAGACGAAGCUCACAUCAUCCGACGACAGGCCACCAGCUUUCACAGAACUUGUGCGGAAUUGAAGGCUAACUCUAGAUGGUGUCUUACCGGGACACCGAUCCAGAACAAGCUAGAAGACAUCGGUGCACUAUUUUGCUUCAUCAGGGCCAAACCAUUCGACAGCAUGGCUGUUUUCCGUCGCUACAUUGUUGUGCCUUUUGAUCAAAACGAAGAUGAACUAGCCAUAGAGAGGCUGGUGCAGCUGAAUGACUCACUCUGCCUGCGCCGUACCAAGGAGUUGCUGAAGCUGCCAGAUCUGGAACAAGAGGUCAGAGAACUGGAACUCAACGAAGCUGAACGCAAACAAUACGAGAAAACGCAGAGUAUUCUUUACCGCAAGAUCCGGCAGAAGGCAGGCGAGCACGAGCAGACAAGCAAAUUCGGCAUCUUCCAAGCUAAUCUUCAGUUGCGUAUCAUGUGCAAUCAUGGGACUUUCCAAAAGCCGUUCUCAUGGUCCAGUGAAAAAAGUUUAAGAGAUAGAGAUAUGAAGGAGGCAGUUAUGUCUGCCCUUGGAAGUAACGCACAAAUCAACUGUAAUGGUUGUUCUCAACCCAUGCCGGUUCUUGGCUCCAACAAGGUCUACAACGAAUUCGCCGAAAAAUGCCUGCAUGUCUUAUGCUCAGAGUGUCUGGAGGAAGCUGCUUCAAGCAAGGACUCCGGUCAAUCAGUAAAGCAUUGCCCGUUGUGUGUCGCAUUCCGCAGGGCAAACGACCGAGAUGUGGAAAUGGUUGCUGGCAGCCAUGAGCUCGGAGAAGAUGAUGGUGAACUGGAUGAUGCUCAUUACUUCCGGUCAACAGGUUACUCGACGAAGAUGAACGCACUGAUAAAUGACGUCAGGAAGGAUCUGGACAAGAAAAAAAGUAUCAUCUUCUCAUGUUGGACGCGCACAUUGAACCUGGUGGCAAAGCACUUGGAAAGGGCUAGUAUUCCCUACGAUCGCAUCGACGGAGAGUGUCCUCUGUCCAAGCGACAGAAGAUCCUGGACGACUUUGCGAAGAAGUCGGGGAGUCCAGUCUUGAUAAUGACCACGGGAACGGGGGCAUUUGGACUGAAUUUGACAUGUGCCAACCGAGUUUUCAUCGUAGAACUCCAAUGGAAUCCAAGUGUAGAGAGCCAAGCGAUCGCCAGAGCUAUACGUUUGGGACAGGACCAGCAAGUGUCCGUCAUAAGAUAUAUCAUGAAAAACACUGUUGAGCAGGCUAUGCAAUCACAACAAGAACGUAAGUUGAUGAUGGCACAAAAAGGUUUCGAUGAUGGUAUGGAUGUAGAUCCGUAA